This is a messenger RNA of Puccinia graminis f. sp. tritici CRL 75-36-700-3, 717 nucleotides long. RefSeq lists its product as uncharacterized. Bases 1 to 717 code for a protein of 238 amino acids. The record is from RefSeq and is a predicted model, not a curated record. The transcript is spliced from 3 exons. Lineage: Eukaryota; Fungi; Basidiomycota; Pucciniomycetes; Pucciniales; Pucciniaceae.
AUGUCAUCCGCUGUCACCCCCUCGGACUCCGCAUGUCACCCCUCCGACGCCUUCGGCCGUGAUCCCCGGCGUCCGCCGAUGCCCGAAUUCCCCGCACCCGCUUGUGUAGCGUCAGCUCCGCGUGCUUUCCGCAUCAGCGCCGCGAGCAUUCCGCAUGCCCCAAACAAACCGGCCAAAGCUUUGGCCAAGGCGCGCUCCCGCCACCACAACGGUCGCAAGAGGGCAACUCCCAACCGAUUGGAAACCCGACCAAGCAAGAGGAACACCGGUCCGAAUUUCACCACUCCUCCGAACCGGUGCAAUCAGGCAGGCGCGAUGUUCCCAGGGACCGGGACCAGCUCUGAUGGGACCAAUGACAAUGACAUUGAAGUCAUUCCAAUCUCCUCCGGGACCACCAACACGGCCGCCUCAGCCCAAGCGAUAGUCCCCAACACCACCCUUGCGCCAGCCUCACCGGAGCUCGAGUUUCACUCGAUGGAGACGUACCUCCAUGUAGCACAUGUCCCUAAGGAGGACAAAGUUACCCGAGGCCGAUUGUUGAGCAAUGGAAUCAUCCAUUGGUCAUUCUUCCGAUCAUCGUCCGAGGAGGAAUUGAGAGGUCUCGGAUUCCCGAUCGGCAUAGCUCGAUUGCUAAUCGAAGGAGCGGUGCGGCUCGAGAGGUACGAUCACAACAUGGAGGUUUAUCAGGGAGGGAUGUCUCCUUCUCCUAUCUUAUAG